This is a messenger RNA of Menidia menidia (Atlantic silverside), 621 nucleotides long. The record is from the annotation of a GenBank genome assembly. NCBI's taxonomy places the organism in Eukaryota, Metazoa, Chordata, Actinopteri, Atheriniformes, Atherinopsidae.
AUGGCGUGUUCCCUAAACAUGGCGUGUUCCCUGAACAUGGCGUGUUCCCUGAACAUGGCGUGUUCCCUCAGAUGCUCCGGUAGCGUGAUGAAGACUCCUCCUCCUCCUCCUGGCUCUCUGCGGGUCAAGCGCAAGAACGUCCGCCAGGUGAGGAAACACCUGUGCCUGAACCGGGUCCCCGGCCCCAAAACGGCGCCCACCACCGUGGUCCAGAGGCAGGAAAUGGCCGCCUACUUCCGGCUGUUGGAUGAUGACGUCAUUCAUGACUUUCUGAGAGCGGACUGCUGCUACAAGAUGACGGACAAGUACCUGUUGGCCAUGACCUUCGUCUACUUCAAACGGGCUCGUUUCCCCCUGGCCGAAUACACCCGGAUCAACUUCUUCAUAGCACUUUACCUGGCCAACACCAUGGAGGAGGACGAGGAGGAGAGCAAGUACGAGAUCUUCCCGUGGGCCCUGGGCAGGAGCUGGAGGAGGAACUUCCCCCGAUUCCUGAAGGAAAGAGACGAGCUCUGGACCCGAAUCCAGCACCGGGCCGCCGUCAGCCGCCGCUGCUGCCAGGAGGUCAGGCCCCGCCCACAAUACAGGCCCCGCCCCCCACUAUAUAAGCCCCGCCCAUAA